GUUUUCUUUCCCUCUUUCUCUCCCAUGAUAUCACUCCCCCACAUUUGCACUUCUCUCUCGAACUCAUUAAGAAGGGUGCUCCCUAAACAGCCCGUCACCAAGGAAAAAAACUCAAGAAAAUGGCGAAAUUAGUCUUGUUGUUUGCCGUCUGUAUUCUCCCGGCGAUUGCCAGUGCUCUCUACCACAACGGCCCUUUCAUUGUACAAGGCAAAGCCUACUGCGACACUUGCCGUUGUGGCUUCGAGACCCCCGUCACCAAGUACCUCGCCGGUGCGACGGUCAGGAUUGAGUGCAGAGACAGGGCCACCCAGAAGCUCAAAUACAGCAACGAUGGCGUUACCGACGAAACAGGAACAUACAAUAUAAUGGUGAACACUAACUGCGGUGACGAUAUUGCUGAGGCAGUCCUCGUUAAGAGCCCGGAUCCUAAAUGUGCUACACCGGACAAUGGUCGUAACCGUGCCCGUGUAGUCGUCACCAAUUACAAUGGCAUGACAUCGAAUAUUCGCUACGCCAAUAACAUGGGAUUCUUGCAGGAUGAGCCUUUGCCUAGCUGCCCCAAAAUCCUCCAGACAUACCAGCAAGUCGAUGAAUAGAAAUAACUGAUGCUUGCUAGCCUCCUUUUAUAAAAGCUUAGGACUUAUUGGUGCUAAUGUUGCCAUGGCAAUCACUAUUAAUGUCUUAUUAAUUAUGGGUGGUGGUGUUAUGGCUGAUGUCUCUUCAGUUUAAUAAGCAAUGUAUUUUACAUUAAGUAGUCACUUAAGCUUCAAAUUUAACUUGUUUCUUGCUAUUCUAGCUAAAGGUGCUUGGUGUAUUUUGUAUGUUUCAAACGGGGCGAUAAAAUAAAACCUAAUCUUGAUUUUGCAUUGAAAAAUCGUGGAUUUUUUUGGGUAAGUCAAAAGGGUG
Messenger RNA from Ilex paraguariensis (yerba mate), 906 nucleotides. NCBI's taxonomy places the organism in Eukaryota, Viridiplantae, Streptophyta, Magnoliopsida, Aquifoliales, Aquifoliaceae. The record is from the annotation of a GenBank genome assembly.